This is a messenger RNA of Trichoderma citrinoviride, 1098 nucleotides long. Its product is annotated as cytochrome P450. Gene Ontology annotation, molecular function: heme binding; monooxygenase activity; iron ion binding. The transcript has 5 exons. The record is from RefSeq and is a predicted model, not a curated record. Bases 1 to 1098 code for a protein of 365 amino acids. NCBI's taxonomy places the organism in Eukaryota, Fungi, Ascomycota, Sordariomycetes, Hypocreales, Hypocreaceae.
AUGUCGACUCACUUUUACCUUUUAGGGGAACCAUCCUUCACAGCAGUAGAGUUCGAUAUCUCUGAAGCAACGGACUUCCAAGCUUUGCAAGAUCUCGUGGGAUCGCGCUAUGCCGUUGUGGAACUUCGUGUACCAGAAGUACGUGCUGCAGACGGACCUGUUUCCAUCUCCAUCGACGGAAAUGCAAUAUACCCGGACCACCUGGGCAACCACCGAAGAAUGUUUGAAACAUACGGCAAGCUCUUUGCGGUGACCACGCUCGGCACCAAGUGGCACUACACAAACGACCCCAGCCUUGCCACCAUCUGCUUCACCGAAAGCGACUUCUUCACCAAGGCCGUCAUCCCAGGCCAUCCCCUGCACGCCUUCAACCUGGGCGAGGCUGGCAUCUUUUUCGGCAGUACGGAUUCCGAAAACUGGCGCGUCAAUCACAAAUUCUUCCCUCACACGCUGGGCCCCAAGGCCGUAGAGCUUCAGCUUCAGGAGGCCGCUCUGGAAGCCGAUCACAUCAUUGAUUUUGCCGUCCGAGCACGAGACGGCAAAGGAAACAAGUUGGCUCGAGAACAAGCCUCUCUGGGCGUGACAGUCACCGGCGCAGGGUUUUCGACAACCGCAUCGCUCAUGUCAUGGUUGAUAUACGGCCUCAUCUGCCAUGACGGAAUGCAAGAUCGUCUUCUCCAAGAGCUCGUCGACAACAACUGGGACGAAAACACCCCAACGGACCUCAUGCUACCGGGAGGCUACAAGAUGGCCAAGGUCUCCAUCGUCAUCAUGGCUCUGCACCACAUCCACAACGACAGCGAGCACUGGGACAGCCCUGCCCGGUUCGACCCGGACCGCUGGGACACGGAGCGGGUCAAGAACCGACAUGCGAGAUCGUUUCAGCCGUUUGGCUCGGAGCCCCGCGGGUGCAUUGUGUUUCAUCUGGCGCUGGAGGAGGUCAAGGUGUUCUUGCCCAAUCUGGUGUAUCGAUAUGAAUUUACGCUGGUGAAGAGGGAUGAGGCCGUUCAGUAUGACCCGGAUCAGGUCAUCAUUAAGCCGGGCAAUCUAUAUGUUCGCGCGGAGAGACGAGUUCGUUGGCCUGCAAAGUCUGAGUAG